AUGUCUUCUGACUGGACAACUCGCUUUGAAUAUAUUCUUGAUCAUUAUCAUCAAGAUGUUGUGACUGCAGAAUCACCGCAGGCUCUCAAACGUAUGGUGAAGAAAAUUCGUAAGGCUAUACUGGAAGCCCAAAAGGAACUUGAAGACGAAGACGUGCCCUUGCCUACUUCUUUGAAAAAGGAAAUAAAACAAUACUGUGCCCAAAUCAUCGCCUACAAGGAAGAGGCCGAGGAACGAGAGGCUGCAAGUUGUCCAAGAGAAGCAUCCUUCUACAAGAAAUCACUUACCGAAUGGGGUGUCACACAGAAAUUGUUCAAGGAAGAAAUGGACGCGUUUGACAAGGCUGAGCAGCGAAGGAAAGGCCUGGAACAGUCAAUAAAGGAAUGGUUUGACAACAUGUCGCCUUCACAACAGAAGGAGGUCAAGUUCACGAUGACAAAAUGGAAUAGGGAGGGGGCACCAGAAGAAACUCAAGCAGUGUAUCGGAAGAACAACCUCAAGAAAACACUUGAAGACUUUUCAGAGCAAAUCCGACGUACUAUGGGUUGUCGAGUGGUGAUGUUCGUGAGUCACAAGAAAAAAGCUAGGCAGAAACUGUCUGUCAGUCUACAUGAAACCAACCCUCGAAAUGUCAAGAAGAGGUUCUCUGUCAGCUCCAAUGGGAUCAAGGAGUGGACUGCAACUGGAUAUCAAUCCUUUGCAGAAUGGUCAAAGACCGAAUUUUAUCCUUCAGAUGAUCAGGACCUCGAGGGUUCAGACAAUGAGGAUGCUGGCAAUGAACCUGCUACACCCGAAAUUAUCCUAGAUGACGACGGAUAUGCCAAACUUCCUAGUCGUGAUGGUCUUGGCCUUAAGGGCCAACACGAAUUGAUUAGAAGUAUAUUUCAUGCUUCGUAUAAAGUUUGCACUGGGGGCUCUAGACCUGUGCCUUGGGGUGUGAUAACUGCCGCCUCAUCCAAUUAUUUGGAACAUGGUUCUGUUCCCACUGCAUUUGUGGUCAAAGACCCUUCUCAUAUGAAGACUGAGGAGGUAAAUCGUCUAUGGAACCAUUGGGAACAACGUUCGGCUGCAAACAAGAAGCUAGUCAUUUUUAUCAAAGCCAAGGAUGCUGAUGUACGUGCAAAUGUAAGGAAUGAAGAAAGAAAGAAGAAGUCCAAGGAGAAAAGAGUACACUUUCUUGACUCAGACAAAGAAGACAGAGACCGGCUUCCUUCCUUGAACAGCUCUGAUUUCACAGAACAUAGAUCCCAGCCGGCCGACACAACCCCAGACGAUGUUUCAAUCAAUGAUCGAUAUACAUUCCUAGAAUCUCUAAGCAAGAAUGACAACUACCUGGAGCUUGUAGAUGCCAUUAAGGAUCUGGCAAUCUUAGCCAAUCAGAAGCCAACUUCAGAGCAGAAUGCAGAUUUGCCUAUCUGGGCUGACUGGUCUUGGGGAGGAUCAUAUCUUCCUGAGGACGUGCAUGUGUCAUAUGACACUUUGAAGGCCAGCUGGGAUAAGCUGCGAACAUCUCCAAUCUUAGGGGCAGCAUCUGCCAUGCCAGUGAUUCUAGGAAUUGGGCUCCUCUAUAGGGAGUCUAAACGAGUCAUAGAGUUUGAGGAAGAUGAGGCUGACCCCAAUACGCCUUUCUACCUACCUGGUUCUGCUUUCGAUCUACAAUUCUUGGUUUCUCUCGAUCACGUUGUCCAGGAGGUCUUGUGCACAGUUGUCGAGCACAUAGAGAAGCUGACAAAAGAGGCACUUGGUAAGGACAACAACAUGGAGGAUGAAGAUGAAGUUGGAAACAAGGUGAUGGAGGAGGAAGUUGUUGUCACAAAGGAGAAGGAGAAGGAGGAGCAGGAGGAGCAGGAGGAGCAGGAGCAGGAGCAGGAGCAGGAUGAAGUUGGAGAGGGGGUGCAGAAAGGGAGGAAGAGAAGAAUGCCCCAAGCUUCGACCAGUGAGUCUAAGAAGCCUAGGAUUGAGCCUGAAGUCCAUAGAUCAGGCAGGACGAGGCAACUUUCUAAGAGAGCCCAGAACUGA
This is a messenger RNA of Suillus paluster, 2019 nucleotides long. RefSeq lists its product as uncharacterized. The transcript has 8 exons. Bases 1 to 2019 code for a protein of 672 amino acids. The record is from RefSeq and is a predicted model, not a curated record. NCBI's taxonomy places the organism in Eukaryota, Fungi, Basidiomycota, Agaricomycetes, Boletales, Suillaceae.